AAAAUGUAUUUUCAAAGGGAGACUAUUUGCAGAUGUUAAUAGCAUAAAUUAUCUAUUUUGGAAGAGAGACUGGGAAUGAUCAAGCGUUUUCGUUGUGAACUAUAUGGGAUCGCGGAGUAAUACCAAUGGGUGUAAAUCGAAAUGUCCUUAUGUGGAGAAGAGUAGGGGGUUGGGUUUGAUUGAUUAGUUGUAGGCGGAAACAACUUCUAUCUACAACUUUGCACAGUUAUGGUAAAUUAUAUGCCAUGGACAAUUUCUUUCGUUUACACUAAUCUGUGCUAAUUCAUUUGACCGUGUUUCCUAAAGCUCACAGAGAACACGCAACAGCACUAUAUAGCUAGCUAGCUAGGCUUUACUUGUUGAUAAAGUCGCUAGCUAAAUGCCAUUUAACUAGCUAGCUAUCUCUCGGUUAGUUGGAUUUCACGGCAAUUUGCACCAACAAAUUGAGGAAUGGACAGUUUUUGAAUAAUUUCUGUUCGAUCACAACAUCGCUCAUUUACGCAUAAACCCAGUGGAUCCAUCGACCGCGGCGGCGCGAGAGGUUUGAAGGCCUGGGGGACAGGUUCGGAAUGUUGGGGGGAAACGGGGCAGGAUUAGGUACAAGAGCAGGGGGCGCACGACCUGGAAAUGGGACUGGGUUGACCGCUCUGCAAGUUAAUAACCCAGGAACGAACAUGAGUGGUGCCGAAGGUGGAAGGUUUGACGACCGAAUCAGAGAAUACUCAGCCGAGGUGGUGUACAGCGGCUCUGAACCAGAGUCCGACUCCGGGGAUGAUGAUGAUACCAUGGGUUCAGCCGGGGACCGAAGAGGGGUGAAACGAGAGAGAGCUGAGAUGGAAGUCGCUGCAUCGACGACGUCUAUGGGGCAACCCCCGGGAGGUUAUGGUGGUGUCACGGGAGGUGCAACAGGGGCAAAGCCAGGCAAGAAAACCCGCGGACGAGUCAAGAUCAAAAUGGAAUUUAUAGACAACAAACUUCGGCGGUACACAACUUUUAGCAAGAGGAAGACUGGCAUUAUGAAGAAGGCCUACGAGCUCUCCACUCUAACGGGCACCCAGGUCCUCCUCCUGGUGGCCAGCGAGACUGGCCAUGUCUACACGUUUGCCACGCGCAAGCUCCAGCCCAUGAUUACCAGUGAGACGGGCAAGGCGCUCAUCCAGACGUGCCUCAACUCGCCCGAUUCGCCGCCCCGCAACGACCCGUCCACCGACCAGCGCAUGAGCGCCACAGGCUUCGAGGAGACGGACCUCACCUACCAGGUGUCGGAGGGUGACGGCUGCGCGGAGCCCACCAAGGACAUGAUGAAGCCGACGUUCACCAUGGCCAAUCUGCCUGCCGGUGUCAACACCCAACCCACGUCGACCUCCUCAUCCUCCACUUCCUCCUCCUCUGUGGCCAUGCACUUGCAGAACAGCAUCCCUGCCACCUGCUGGCAGGUCUCGGCAGGCAUCAAUACUCACAGUGCCACCAGCAGUGCCAACGGCACGGUGCUGAAGACCUCGGCCACGUCAACGAGCGUCAUGCUACCCGGAGGGUUCACUCUCAUGUCUGGCGCAACGCUUCCCCCUGGCACGCACACCAUUCCUCUCAGUCACCUGCAGGCCCUCCAGGGCCCCUUGGCCCAGACCAGCAUCACCACCGCUACCGCAGGGCACACACAGCAGGGCCAGCAGACCACCCUGCUCCGCCUACCUGCAACUGUCUCGCUCACAGGUGGAGGGAUGGGCCAGCAGCUGCAGGCCAUUCAGGUUCACCCCAGCAGUCAGCAGAGCUCUGUGAGCCACAGUGACCUCUCCCACAUCACAAGCAGCUCCACAGUGAGCCUCCCCACCACCAUCGUCACGUCCUCGGUGCCCUCAUCGAUGGGUGGUCACAUGAUGUACCCCGGCGCCCACACUGUCAUGUACGCCACACCUACGACCUCGUUGGGCGACGGCAGUCUGACCGUGCUCAACACCUUCCCACAGACAGCCCAUACGCAGUCCCAUGACCCCGAUGCUGAUUGGUCAGCAGUCAAGCAGCAGCAACCUCACAGAGCUUCAAGUGGUCAACCUGGACGCCCAUCACUCAAAGGACGAUUGACCCGCCCACAUAUAGACUGCUUUACCAAGACACAUUUGAAUGCACACACGCCAGGGGAUCACUCACGCCUUGCCAACAGACUGCCACCCCCUAUUUAUUACUGCCUUUUCACCGCAAUCAUUUUGUUUUUUAAAAAUAAACCUUGUAAUAUGCACACACUUACAAUGGUUUUACAGAGAAUUGAGGUGUGGUGCUGCCAUUUUACUUUGUAUAUUUGUCUUUUAUUUUCUUCCUCUGCAAGAGUUUCUUGGCUUGACAUAUCCACAUAUUGCUGAGGCUACAGCUUCACAUUUCAAUCGGAGACGUGUAGUGUGUACACAUACCUACCGGUUGUAUGUAUUUGAACUGAAGAGGUUUUGAUAUUGUUUUUCUUACGAGUGUAUUCUCUUUUAAGCCCCCUGUGCAUCCUAACGUUGAUUACUUAUAUUUUUCUUAUGUUGGCAUAUGAAUGAUAACUUUACAACACCAGUUGCUGUCAUUAAGGUAAUCAUAUAAUUUUUAUUUCAUUUCUGGGGGGAAAUGUGCAAUUGAUGCCAGUAUCUACUCGCUGAUAAUGCUACAGUUAAAUAAAUAUAUAUAGUUGAAGUCGGAAGUUUACGUACACCUUACCCAAAUACAUUUAAACUCAGUUUUUCCACAAUCCCUGACAUUUAAUCCUAGUAAAAAUGCCCUGUUUUUAGGUC
Molecule: messenger RNA, 2765 nt
Organism: Oncorhynchus tshawytscha (Chinook salmon)
Lineage: Eukaryota; Metazoa; Chordata; Actinopteri; Salmoniformes; Salmonidae
Gene: srfa
Product: serum response factor a
Exons: 7
Coding region: 570-2357 (595 amino acids)
Biological process (GO): positive regulation of transcription by RNA polymerase II
Molecular function (GO): DNA-binding transcription factor activity, RNA polymerase II-specific; serum response element binding; protein dimerization activity
Source: RefSeq, a predicted model, not a curated record